AUGUCAUCACCUCCUCCUUCCUCGACCGUGUCCGUUGCCCCAUCAGUCCUCAAGCGAAGGGCUGCCACUUCGUCCCUCCGCAGUGGCACAAGAAUCAUCUACGGGACGCUGUACGACGGCAAGGCAUGUGCCCUCAAGAUGGGUGUGACUGCAGAGGCCUUUCGCACCGAGCUUCGAGCAUACAAAGCGAUCAGCGCCGUCCCCCUACUACAAGACUACGUGUGCGGCUUCUACGGCGUCGUGAGCGACAUCAGAGAUCUGUUGCAGGCCAACUGCGGCGGUUUCCGCCGGGCUCUUCGUCUCGAAUUCCUCAAAGGACCUCGCCUUGGCGACGUCAUCGGGAAGCUAUCACACGACGAGCGCUACGCGAUCCGGACUCAUCUGGAGCGCGCUCUAAGCAUCCUACACGAGGAUGCCGGCGUCUGCCACGGGGCCGGCUGUCUUGACGGCUUCGGCGACAACGCUAUCGUCACCUCGCGCGGCGUGGCGCGUCUCGUCGACUUCAGGCACGCGCACUUCAAGGAAGACAUGUACGAUGACCAGUGGCAGGUCUACGUCAGGAGGGAUCGUGAGAGCCUUGCUGAGCUGUUCGAGCCGUUCGCCGAGGCCGACGCCAUCGAGGCCGACCGGGAAGCCCGGUUGUUUCUGAGCUCGAUGGACGUCUCCGACGCGCGCGACAAGGACAGCCUGGCAGAACUGCUGCGGCGCGUCCCAUCGCCAGGCCGCGACUUCCUGGACGCAAUCGUCGCCGCCACCAGCCCGGCCACCCCGGACCUCGCCAUGGCGCUGGAGACUGCUUUGCUGGGCCACGGCGAGCUGGUCGGCACCAUCGACGUCCUGCUGGGCUGUGCCAAAGAGUGCGGUGUGUGGCCACCGCCGCCGCCGCCGCCGCCGCCGGCCCCGCGGCCCGAGUCGUUGGAAAGCGACGGCGGCAUCAGCGUGCUGCUCUCCUUAAUCCAGUUGACGCACGCGCUCGAGAUGAAGUCGUACGAUGCCCCGGCCCAGCUCGAGCAGAAGCUCGAGAGCGGAUCGUGCAGCACCGGCCGACCUCCUGCGUCGGAGCUGUACAGCGCUCUCGUCCAAGCUUCUCCCAACGCCGCGACGGCUGUUUCGGACUGCGUCCAAGUCCUCCGCUAUCAAAUAUCGAGGAUUACCUACCUGUGUGAUAUUGGUUCUUACCGUGAAGCGAUGGAUUUGGUCAACUCGGUGCUACGCGAUACGGCGCGGGUUAGACGCGUUGAGAGGGAGUGCAACGAACUGAGGGGGCAACUUCUUGAGGCUAUGGGCAGGGGAAAAGAUGCUGAGGAGGAUUAG
Messenger RNA from Lasiodiplodia theobromae, 1314 nucleotides. RefSeq names its product Protein kinase domain containing protein. The record is from RefSeq and is a predicted model, not a curated record. NCBI's taxonomy places the organism in Eukaryota, Fungi, Ascomycota, Dothideomycetes, Botryosphaeriales, Botryosphaeriaceae. The transcript has 3 exons. Bases 1 to 1314 code for a protein of 437 amino acids.